GCAGCAGCACACAGACAGAAAGCAUGUCUAACUUCUAUAAGUUUUUAUUUUUCUUUUAAUAAUAAGGCAUUAUUAAUCUGCUGAGAGUUGUAUGAAAUCUUUUUAGGUAAGGUUAGGAGGCGGAGACUCCCCAGCACUGCUUCUUGUAGCUGAACCACAACUGUAAAACGCUGCCAUAAAGCCCGUGUGGAUUCCUAAUAAGAUGGAUGCUCUACAUAAGUUGAAGAUUUUGGUGAUGUUUCUGUCUCUGGCUACUUUCACGGUCAUGGUGAUAAUGAAUGCUGGAAAUGCCACUGGGACGUUCAAAGGUCUGUUCAGGACAACCCCUGGAAACAUCUCGGCCAAGUACAGCACUGAUUUCACACCAGCUGGCUGGACUUUCCUCAUCUGGAAUGUUAUCUACGCCUGGCAGCUUGCCUGGCUUCUCUACGCCUUGUCAGGGAUCUGUCGAAGGAAUGAACUUGGAUAUGACUUCAUAAAGCCAGACUUGCUGCCAAUACCUUUUUAUGUGGCUUGGUGUUUGAAUAAUGGCCUCAAUGUUGGAUGGCUCUUUCUGUGGGACCGAGAAUACCUUCUUCCAGCCCUGGUGUUCCUGGCAGUCCUCUCUCUUACCACAUGUGCUUCCCUGUUUGUUUCCCAUCGAGCCUUGAGCAUCCAUUCCUCAUGGUUUGUGAAGGGUCACAGAGCUGAGCUCUGGCUCAUCCGCAUUCUGGUCCAGAAUGGGCUGGCACUGUACGUGACAUGGACCAGCAUCGCCAUGCUGCUGAACUUCGCCGUCGUGCUGAUCUACAAAUGGAAUGUGACCAAUGAGAAAGCAACCACUGCUUCCCUGAGCAUCCUGGCUCUCGGCCUGGUGGUAUGGUUUUAUCUAGAAAACUACUUUCUUGACAAGUAUGUCUGCUAUAACCUCACAGUCUACCCAGUGGUCAUAGCAGCUCUGACUGGCAGUGCGUGCAGGAACAGGUCAUUUUCAUCCCCACUGACCAACGACGUCUUUAUAGUCGUUCUGCUGGCACUGACAUGCUUGAUCUUUGCUGUUCGGCUGGGACUAGUCACAUGGAGACACUGGAAGAGGCCACUGGAAGCUUCAGAAUCCUGAGGUCCAUCAGGCACAGUGGCCUGGGACCUCUGGCACAUUGUGGCCGAUACUUGAAAGGGAGAAAAAAGAAUUGGGCAUGUGCUGGUCCUUCCUUCCUGUAUCAAUUUCUUUGUGCUUUUCUCUCUUAUUCUCCAUUCCAAUUACAGUCUUGUGUCUGCAAAUGUUUUGCUCCCACAUUCUCUUGGAUCAGCUAUUCACAACCCUGGCUUGAAUUCCUUUAGUUUUACCCUGGAAAAGUUCAGGAAAAGGUCCUGAGCAGCCCCGUGCACCUUUGUGAUGCCUGGGCUGUGGCUCUCUUCUCCUGCCAGUGCAAGGAGGGCUGCCAACAGGCACCCAGCACACUUGCACACACAGUUGAUCUUGUUCUUUCCUUGGUAGCUCACUUUCUUUGAAGUGCAGAUCCAAGUGGACUCUCCCUGGGAUUUCAGGGGAGCAGUGGGAGGUUUGUCAUUCCCUUGGCCAUCGGUGCAGAGCAUCCUCAAGCCCUGGUGCUGUCAGCAAAUCUCCUGCGGGCAGCCACGGCUCCUUUCCCUGCUUCUCUUCAGCGUGACAGGAACAGAUACCACAAUUUGAUGUCUACCUUUGCAGUGUCAGCUCUGAGAUUUGAUAUUCAUGGGGGCAGGGGGAGUGACUGAAGAUUUCUGACACAAAUGUGUUGCCUUUCCCUGAGCUGUGCACAGCUUGGGCUGGCUGGAUGUCUCUCACUGGGGGAGGGUUUGUGGCUACUCUGGAAGGAAACGAAAUGUACAGAUGAGCAGGUACCUGAACUGGGUUGAAGCCUGAUGCCUCAAAGGAAGCCUGUUUAAAAAAAAAAAAGGAAAAACUGAACCGGUAGAGCAAGUUCAUCCUGGAUCAGUGCUUUCUCAUGUGGCUUCACCACUUCUGAGUUGGGAUUAGGAAGCCUAAAACUAGAUUGACUGAAUUUUUUGACCACUGCCUCUCCUUCCUGUGCCUAAUCAAGAGUUGGUGGUGCGUCACAGGUGUCUGGCAAGUCUUUGCACGGGGAAGGUGUUUUCAGGUGUUGAACAUCUUGCAGUACUAUUAACAAAGCUAAAUUCUAAAACAUGUGCUGUUGUUUAUGUUUAACAAAACCCCAAACAAGUGUAAUACAGUUCCUCUCAUCAUUCUGGUGUGUUUUUUUUAAAUUUUCAAAUAAAUCAGUUAAUUCUACCACUCUG
This is a messenger RNA of Sturnus vulgaris (Common starling), 2277 nucleotides long. RefSeq lists its product as uncharacterized. Lineage: Eukaryota; Metazoa; Chordata; Aves; Passeriformes; Sturnidae. The record is from RefSeq and is a predicted model, not a curated record.